This is a messenger RNA of Suillus bovinus, 1059 nucleotides long. RefSeq lists its product as uncharacterized. The coding region runs from base 1 to 1059 and encodes 352 amino acids. The transcript has 6 exons. The record is from RefSeq and is a predicted model, not a curated record. NCBI's taxonomy places the organism in Eukaryota, Fungi, Basidiomycota, Agaricomycetes, Boletales, Suillaceae.
AUGAAGAGGUCAUACGUCGAUUUUGUGAUUGAUCAAUGGUCGGUGGUACCCCCAGUGGAGACGGCUGAUCUAUCUGGAAAAACAGUUCUUGUCGUCGGCGCCAAUGUAGGCAUUGGACUCGAGGCUUCAAAACACUUUGCCCGUAUGCAACCAGCGCGGUUGAUAAUUGCCUGCCGUAGCGAGGCCAAGGGGAAGGUCGCUUUGGCUGAAAUCGAACGAGAGACUGGAUACAAUAGAUGCGAACUCUGGAUAGUCGACCUUGCUAACUUUGCAUCAGUGACCGCAUUCGCUGAUAAAUUCGAGAAGGAGGGCGGCGAUUUGCAUAUCCUGGUCAUGAACGCAGGGAUUGCGCAUUUCGAUUACCAAACCACCACUGAUGGCUGGGAGUCCAUACUACAAGUCAAUCACCUGGCAACAUCUUUGCUUUCGUUGCUCCUCAUUCCACAGCUAGUUGCUGCGGGGAGAAAGUCUUCGACGCCUUCACGGAUGGUAAUUGUGUCCAGCGAAGUCCACUACUGGGUCACGCCCACGAAAGAGCUCGGGGCUUCCUCCAAACCACUUAAAACACUGAGUAGCAAAGAGUGGUGCAUCCCUGAGCACAUGCGACAUCGAUAUCAUGAGUCGAAGCUGUUAAAUGUCCUUUUUGUUCGCGCCUUGACGGACAGGUUGCAAUCCAUCACACCACUCAGUGCCGUAGCCGUGAACCCAGGGUUCUGUUAUUCACAACUACGGCGCGUCUGGUACGAGAAAUCGACCUUUUCACUUAUCAGAAUAGGGGUCGCUAUUUGGGAGCGUCUCCUGGCGUGGACAGCCGAACAAGGCAGCCGUCAGCUUGUAUUUGCUGCGGUGGGCGGACGAGACAAUGAAGAGAAUAUGAAGGGCGGGUUUGUAAACCUUGGUCGCCUCGUGGAGCUCUCCGAUUUCGAGCUGAGCGAUGAGGGUCAUAAAAUGCAGGACACUAUUUGGAAUGAGACGAUAGAUAUUUUGAAUGGCGUUUCUGACAAGAUCGCUCCAAUAGUUCGGGAUAAUCUAGUAGUACCUAACUCGUCCAUCAAUUGA